Molecule: messenger RNA, 11479 nt
Organism: Sus scrofa (pig)
Lineage: Eukaryota; Metazoa; Chordata; Mammalia; Artiodactyla; Suidae
Source: RefSeq, a predicted model, not a curated record
CGGGCGCCCGAGGCGGAAACCCCAUGGGGAACGCUCCGAGUCACAGCAGUGAAGACGAGGCGGGAGCCGCCGGGGGCGAAGGCUGGAGCCCGCACCAAGACUGGGCCGCGGACUCCGGCACGACCCCCGGCCCGGGCCCCGCGGCCCCGGCGCUGCCCCCGGCCGCGGCUCUGCUGGAGCCGGCUCGGCUGCGAGAGGCGGCGGCUGCGCUGCGGCCCACCCCACCCUGCGAGUCUCUGGUGUCUAGGCACCACGGCGCGCUGUUGCGCUGGCUGGAAGAACGGCUGGGCCGCGGCGAGGAGUCCGUCACCCUGGAGCAGUUCCGGGAGGUGCUGGAGGCUCGUGGCGCCGGCUGCUCGGGCGAGCAGUUCGAGGAGGCCUUCGCCCAGUUUGAUGCCGAGGGUGAUGGUACCGUGGAUGCUGAGAACAUGCUGGAGGCCCUCAAGAAUUCCAGUGGAGCUAAUCUUCAGGGGGAGCUGAGCCACAUCAUCAGACAACUGCAAGCCUGUUCCCUUGUUCCAGGUUUCAUAGACAUAUUUUCAGAGUCCAAGGAGGGGCUGGAUGUUCACUCGUCAAUGAUUCUGCGCUUCCUGCAUCGCAAUCGGCUCUCGAGCACCGUCGUCCCCUACCCCAUGUUGGACCACUGCAAUAACAUGUGCACUAUGAGGGCUUCUGUUCUGAAGGAGUCUCUGGAUCAACUGGUACAAAAAGAAAAGGAGAGCCCUGGAGACCUGACUAGAAGCCCAGAGAUGGACAAACUCAAGUCGGUAGCAAAGUGCUACGCUUAUAUAGAAACAUCCUCCAACCCUGCAGACAUUGACAAAAUGACAAAUGGAGAAACAUCAUCCUACUGGCAAUCAGAUGGCAGUGCUCGCUCACACUGGAUUCGUUUAAAAAUGAAGCCAGAUGUUGUGCUUAGGCACCUGUCCAUUGCAGUGGCUGCCACUGACCAGAGCUACAUGCCGCAGCAGGUGACAGUAGCCGUGGGGAGGAGUGCCAGCGAGCUUCAGGAAGUCCGCGACGUGCACAUUCCCAGCAAUGUCACUGGCUAUGUGACACUGCUGGAAAAUGCCAACAUCAGUCAGCUCUAUGUCCAGAUUAACAUAAAGCGUUGUCUUAGUGAUGGAUGUGACACUAGAAUUCAUGGUCUGAGGGCUGUUGGCUUUCAGAGAGUUAAGAAGUCUGGGGUCUCAGUCUCAGAUGCUUCUGCAAUAUGGUACUGGUCUCUGCUGACAUCUCUGGUGACGGCUUCCAUGGAGACAAAUCCUGCCUUUGCCCAGACAGUGCUGCGCAACACUCAGAAGGCAUUGCAGCACAUGCCUCCACUUUCCCUCUCACCAGGAUCUACAGAUUUCUCAACUUUCCUGUCUCCCAACGUUCUGGAAGAAGUGGACAGCUUCCUCAUAAGGAUAACUAGCUGCUGCUCCACUCCAGAGGUGGAGUUGACGCUUCUGGCUUUUGCACUAGCAAGAGGAAGUGUUGCCAAAGUGCUGAGCUCUCUGUGUACUGUCUCUGAUCACCUGGACACGCACUACGACGCCGCUUCCCUCAUCUCUUCCAUGGCGUCGGUCAGGCAGAACUUGCUCCUUAAAUACGGUAAACCUCUCCAGUUGACUCUUCAGGCCUGUGAUGUCAAGGGGAAGGAAGAGAAGUCAGGACCUGAAAACCUCCUUGUUGAGCCAUGGACAAGGGAUGGUUUUCUUACAGAGACUGGAAAAACCAGAGCAAGUACUAUUUUUUCUACAGGAACUGAAUCUGCCUUCCAAGUUACUCAGAUCAGAAUUAUGGUUCGACGUGGUGGCAUCGGUGCCCAGUGUGGGUUGGUGUUUGCCUAUAACUCACCUUCUGAUAAAUUUCAUGCAGAAGAACACUUCAAAAGGUUUGAAAAAUAUGACAAGUGGAAGCUUCAGGAAUUCAGGCAAUUUGUAAAAAGCAGGGUUGGUUGCUCGCCAGAUGACCUUGGAGAGGAUGAUCCUGUGGGCUGGUUUGAGCUGGAAGAAGAGUGGGAUGAAGCCGAUGUCAAGUUACAACAGUGCAGAGUUGCCAAAUACCUGAUGGUGAAGUUCCUCUGCACCCGCCAGGAGUCGGCAGAGCGCUUGGGGGUCCAGGGCUUGAGCAUCAGUGGCUACCUCCGGCCUGCAAGAGCAGAAGCAGAGCAGAGCAUCGUCUGUGCCCACUGCAGAAAGGACGCGGAGGAGAGCGUGUGUGGCGCCACACUGCUCCUCAGGACCCUGCAGUUCAUCCAGCAGCUUGCCCAUGACCUGGUACAGCAGAAGGGAAGUGGCUUAAAAUAUAAAUCUUUUCUGGACUUCACGGGUCUUGAUUUGCAGAUCUUCUGGAAUUUUUACAGUAAAUUAAAGGAAAACCCAAGGGAAGAGUGUGUCUGUGCACAAACCCUGCUUCUGCAGCUCCUCCAGAGCUGCUUCUCCGUGCUGCAAGGAGACGUGCCGGCCGCCUCCGAGGAUGCCAAGGCCCCACGCCAGAGCCCUGGGCAGGUGGAGGCCGCCAAGGAGCUCUACGCGCACUUAUGCGAUGUGGUCGAUAGGGUAGAUGGAGACUCUGUGCCCAUGGAACUACUGAAACAAGAAGUCAGGAAUACCCUUCUCAAUGGGGCUGCCAUCUUCUUUCCCGAUCGACAGACCCGGCGGAACCAUCUCUUCACCAUGAUGAAUGUCACUGCAGAACACAAGCAAUCCCUGCAGCUCACUUUCCGCUCACUGUGCACAUAUUUUAGUGAUAAGGAUCCAGGCGGCCUCCUGCUGUUACCUGAGAAAGGCGACCUGGCGGACACGGACCUCAGCGAGGUGCUGGCGGUCACGCGCACUCUGCUCUCCGUUGCCGCUCGGGAGUGUGAGCUGUUGAUGCUCGAUGGGGCCCAAGGGGAGGUGGGCUCUGUGCUCUUCUCCCUGUUCUGGUCCGUCCAAGGCAGCCUGCUCUCCUGGUGCUACCUGCAGCUGAAGAGCACGUACUCUGGAGCCAAAGAUCUUGCCGUCGACCUUAUUGAAAAAUAUGUGGGACAGUUUCUGGCAAGCAUGAGAGUGAUUUUGGAAUCCCUCCUGUCCCAGUACAGUGGGAAAACCAUAGUGGAAAAAUUAUGUAAUUCGGUGUUUUCAAUGGCAGCUCGUCAACUGGUGAUCUUCCUGCUGGACUUUUGUACAUUAGACAUUUCACACUGCACACUCCUGAGAGAGUUCAGCGCCCUGACAGAGCUGUUGAAGGAGCUCUGCAGUGACCCCGACGGAGGACUGAACAAGCUGGAUGUUGAGACUUGGCAACAGGAACGUCCUGUGGUGUUGCAUACAUGGACCAAGGAGUCUGCCCACAACUAUGAAAAUAAUUGCCACGAGGUGUCUGUCUUUGUUAGCCCCGGGGCAACCUAUUUUGAGGUGGAAUUUGAUGAGAGAUGUGAAACUGAAAAAAGGUAUGACUAUCUGGAAUUCACUGAUGCCAGAGGUGGGAAGACACGCUAUGACACAAAAGUUGGCACUGAUAAAUGGCCCAAGAAAGUGACCUUCAAGGCUGGUCCCCGGCUGCAGUUUCUCUUUCACUCCGACAGCAGUAACAAUGAGUGGGGCUACAAAUUCACGGUCACUGCCUACGGCCUGCCUGAUGUUGCUGUGUCUUGGGGGUUGGAUUUGCAACUCCUUGUUUCCCGGCUGAUGGGCCGCCUCGCUUCCCAGUGCAUGGCCCUCAAGUCUGUGCAUCAGUUAGGAAGUAACGUGGCGAUACCUCAGGCAAAAAUGGCAUUAGUCCUCAACUCUCCCUUGUGGAAACCUGUCUUCAGGCACCAAAUACGUCCAGAGUUGGGAUUAGAAGCAAGCUGGCCCACUCACCCACACCAGGAUAAUAAGGAGGUUAAGAACAUCCCCGAUGAUCCCUGCCACCAAUUUCUUCUUGACUUUGCACAGUCAGAUCCUGCCCAGAACUUCUGUGGGCCAUAUUCAGAACUUUUCAAAGGAUUCAUACAGGCAUGUAGAAAACAGGCCCCAAAGACAGAUAUAGUUGCUGGUUCCACUAUUGAUCAAGCUGUGAACGCCACCUUUGCUGCUCUGGUGUAUCGCACUCCAGACUUAUAUGAGAAGCUGCAAAAAUAUGUAAAUAGUGGGGGCAAGACAGCCCUGAGUGAGGAGUUUGCACAGGUGUAUUCCUUGGCAGAUGGGAUUCGAAUAUGGAUGUUAGAGAUGAAGCAGAAGUCCCUGAUGAGCCUGGGGAACGAGGCAGAAGACCGACGUGGGUCAGAAGCUGCUGAGGCGAACCCCGAGAGCCUGGCGAAGGAGUGUAUUCAGAAGAGUCUUCUGUUACUAAAAUUUUUGCCCAUCGGUGCAAGUUCAAAGGAGAGCUGCGACACGCUGGUGACUGCAGAUGAGACGGAUCACCUGCAGCAGCCACGGGACCGGCGCCAGAGGACGGGCUCUGUGGCCGGAGAGCAUUUCCAAGCCUCCGGCUCCCCCACCGAAGCAGCGCCCCCGGCCGCGGGAGACAGGAGUCCUGGCUUGGGGGUCCAGCUGCCGCCGCCGCCCAGCAGUGGCCCUCCUGCGGCGGACGUGUCCUCUGCCACAGCCGAAGAGCCCUCGUCCCCUUCCACCCCGACCCGGCGGCCUCCCUUCACCCGCGGGCGGCUGCGGCUGCUCUCCUUCCGCUCGAUGGAGGAGGCCCGGCCGGCGCCCGCAGUGAAGGAGCGGUACCCGGUGCUGCGGGACGUCAUGGACUUCGUCAAAGACCAGGCGCUCUCGCCCGAGAGUGUUGUCAAGGUUCUUUCCCUGAGGAAGGCCCAGGCCUGCAGCAUCCUCGAGGUCCUGAGGAUCGCCCAGUGUUGCUCCGAGUCCCUCGGGCAGCCUCACUGCUUCCACCCGCCGUACAUACUCUUCCUGCUGGAACUUCUGACCUGCCAGAAAGACUUUACCAAUUAUUUUGGACACUUGGAGGGCUGUGGUGCAGAUCUACACAAAGAAAUUCGAGACACUUACUAUCAAUUUGUUCUGUUUUUGGUCAAAGCUGUUAAAGGAUUCGGUAGCCUAAAUGACAGGUCCUUGUUGCCUGCCUUGUCCUGUGUCCAGACGGCCCUGCUUCAUCUUUUGGACAUGGGCUGGGAGCCCAGUGAUCUUGCCUUCUUCGUGGACAUUCAGUUACCAGAUCUCCUCAUGAACAUGUCACAAGAAAACAUAAGUGUCCACGACAGUGUGAUCAGCCAAUGGAGUGAAGAAGAUGAGCUUGCUGAUGCCAAGCAGAAUUCAGAAUGGAUGGAUGAGUGUCAGGAUGGCAUGUUUGAGGCCUGGUAUGAAAAAAUAGCCCAGGAAGAUCCAGAGAAGCAGAGGAAAAUGCACAUGUUUAUUGCUCGCUACUGUGACCUGUUAAACGUGGACAUCUCCUGCGACGGCUGCGAUGAGAUCGCCCCCUGGCAUCGCUACCGGUGUCUGCAGUGCAGCGACAUGGACCUCUGCAAGACUUGCUUCCUAGGUGGUGUGAAGCCUGAGGGCCAUGGAGAUGACCACGAAAUGGUCAACAUGGAAUUUACGUGUGACCACUGUCAGGGUUUGAUCAUAGGUCGGAGGAUGAAUUGCAACGUGUGUGAUGACUUUGACCUUUGCUAUGGAUGCUAUGCGGCCAAGAAAUAUUCCUAUGGCCACUUGCCUACGCACAGCAUCACUGCCCAUCCGAUGGUGACCAUCCGGAUCAGCGACCGCCAGCGGCUCAUCCAGCCCUACAUCCACAACUACUCCUGGCUGCUCUUCGCCGCCCUGGCUCUCUACAGCGCCCACGUGGCCAGCGCAGAGGAUGUGGACGGCGAGAAGCUGGCUCCCCAGGCCCGCAGGAGUGCCGCCGCCCUGCGGAGCCGGUGCAUGCAGCUCGUAGGGGACUGUCUGAUGAAGGCGCACCAGGGUAAAGGUCUUAAGGCGCUAGCUCUUCUUGGUAUUUUGCCUGAUGGCGACUCUCCUCCAGAAAAUCAGGCCCCGCCAGUCACCGCGCCCACUGGAACAGCAGAGGAGCAGCGGGAGAAGGCGGCCGCGCAGGCUGCUGCAGCGCCGGCUGACGCAGGCCCUCUUGCGCACUGCAGCGGUAAGAGAGAUGUUCCCAAGGAAGUCAGGCCUUUGGAUCCCAAGCAGAGAAGUAAGGCGGAUGAAGGUGUCUCAUUAAUGAAGGAGCCCUCCUGCCGCACUCAGACUUCAGACGCAGCUGCAGAUGCCUGCACACCUACAGGACUUCCAGAUGCUGAAAAUUCAGAAGCAUCAUCUCAGAAACCCAUGGAGGAAAAAGCAGUUACUCCAAGUCCUGAGCAGGUGUUUGCUGAGUGUUCCCAGAAGAGGAUUUUGGGGUUACUAGCAGCCAUGUUACCUCCCCUAAACUCGGAUCCCACAGGGCCCCUGAUAGACCUGGAGCACGUGCUGCCGCUCAUGUUUCAGGUCGUCAUCUCCAACGCAGGCCACCUGAACGAAACCUACCACCUCACACUGGGUCUGCUUGGCCAGUUAAUCAUCCGGCUUUUGCCAGCGGAGGUAGAUGCCGCAGUGACCAAGGUCCUCUCAGCCAAACACAACCUGUUUGCGGCAGGAGACAGUUCCCUCGUGCCUGAUGGCUGGAAGACCACCCACCUGCUCUUUAGCCUGGGAGCCGUCUGUCUGGACAGCCGGGUGGGCUUGGACUGGGCGUGCUCCAUGGCAGAGAUCCUGCGGUCCCUCAACAGCGCCCCUCUGUGGCGUGACGUCAUUGCCACCUUCACAGACCACUGCAUCAAGCAGCUGCCUUUCCAGCUGAAGCACACCAACAUCUUCACCCUGCUUGUGCUGGUCGGCUUCCCCCAGGUCCUCUGUGUAGGGACCCGCUGUGUGUAUGUGGAUAAUGCCAAUGAACCACAUAAUGUGAUCAUCUUGAAGCACUUUACUGAGAAGAACAGGGCUGUGAUCGUCGAUGUCAAAACCCGCAAGAGGAAAACAGUGAAGGACUACCAGCUGAUUCAGAAAGGCGGAGGACAGGAGGGCAGUGACGCCCAGGCCCAGCUGAGCCAGUACUCCCAGCACUUUGCCUUUAUUGCCAGUCACCUUCUGCAAACCAGCGUGGACAGCCAUUGCCCUGAGGCAGUGGAAGCCACAUGGGUCCUGUCCCUGGCCCUCAAAGGGUUAUACAAAACCCUAAAGGCUCAUGGUUUUGAAGAGACUCAGGCUACCUUCCUUCAGACUGAUUUGCUGAAGCUGCUGGUGAAAAAGUGCAGCAAAGGGACAGGCUUCAGUAAAACGUGGCUCCUCCGGGACCUGGAGGUUUUGUCCAUCAUGCUGUACUCCUCAAAAAAGGAGAUCAACACUCUGGCCGAGCACGGGGAGCUGGAGCCGGAUGAGCGCGGGGACCAGGAGGAGGAUGUGGAACGGUCGGUCAGCAGCCCUGGGGAGCCAGAGCAGAAGAAGCUGGACCCUCUUGAAAGCCUGGAUGAGCCCACCAGAAUCUGUUUCUUGAUGGCUCACGACGCCCUCAAUGCCCCUCUGCACAUUCUCCGGGCCAUCUAUGAGCUGCAGAUGAAGAGGACCGACUCCUUCUUCCUGGAGGUUCAGAAGAGGUUUGACGGAGACGAGCUCACCACGGAUGAAAGGAUUCGGACCCUGGCUCAGAGGUGGCAGCCCAGCAGGAGUCUGAGGCUGGACGAGCAGAGCGCCAAAGCCGUGGACACAGACAUGAUUAUCUUACCGUGCCUGUCCCGGCCCGCACGCUGUGAGCAGGCCACCGCCGAGUCCAACCCCGUGACCCAGAAGCUGAUCUCCAGCACCGAGAGUGAACUGCAGCAGAGCUACGCCAAGCAGCGGCGCAGCAAGAGCGCCGCCCUCCUGCACAAGGAGCUCAACUGCAAGAGCAAGAGGGCCGUCAGGGACUACCUCUUCCGCGUGAACGAGGCCACCGCCGUCCUGUACGCCCGCCAUGUGCUCGCGUCCUUGCUUGCCGAGUGGCCCGGGCAUGUGCCGGUGAGUGAGGACAUCCUGGAGCUGAGCGGCCCUGCCCACAUGACCUACAUUCUGGAUAUGUUCAUGCAGCUGGAGGAGAAGCACCAGUGGGAGAAGAUCCUGCAGAAGGUGCUCCAAGGCUGCCGAGAGAACAUGCUGGGGACCAUGGCCCUGGCUGCCUGCCAGUUCAUGGAGGAGCCAGGAAUGGAGGUGCAAGUGAGGGAGUCGAAACACCCGUAUAACAACAACACCAACUUCGAGGAUAAAGUUCACAUUCCUGGUGCCAUCUACCUCUCAAUCAAAUUCGAUCCUCAGUGCAAUACGGAGGAAGGCUGUGACGAACUGGCCAUGUCCAGCAGCAGUGACUUUCAGCAGGAUCGACACAAUUUCAGCGGGUCCCAACAGAAGUGGAAAGAUUUUGAGCUUCCAGGAGACACUCUGUAUUACCGCUUCACCUCCGACAUGAGCAACACCGAGUGGGGCUACAAAUUCACUGUGACGGCUGGACACCUGGGGCGAUUCCAGACAGGAUUCGAGAUUCUGAAGCAGAUGCUGUCGGAAGAAAGAGUUGUGCCACACCUCCCACUGGCCAAGAUUUGGGAAUGGCUGGUGGGAGUGGCCUGUCGCCAGACUGGUCAUCAGCGGUUAAAAGCCAUCCACCUACUUCUGAGGAUUGUGCGAUGCUGCAGCCACAGCGACCUCUGUGACCUCACGCUGCUGAAGCCCCUGUGGCAGCUCUUCACCCAAAUGGAGUACAGCCUGUUUGAGGACGUGACCCAGCCUGGCAUCCUGCUGCCCUUGCACCGGGCCCUCACCGAGCUCUUCUUCGUCACUGAGAACCGCGCCCAGGAGCUCGGCCUGCUGCAGGAUUACCUGCUGGCCUUGACCACCGACGACCACCUUCUCCGCUGCGCGGCACAGGCUCUGCAGAACAUCGCUGCCAUCAGCCUGGCCAUCAACUACCCGAACAAGGCCACUCGCCUCUGGAAUGUCGAGUGUUAGCCCUUGGUGUGGCGUGCACGGAGACAGAUAAUCUGUCCACGAGGAUCUUAGAGCAGCUGCCUGAACUCAUUCGGGAAGACUCCCGUGGCGUCGGCGCCUGGCUCUCCUUGUGCACUCCUCUUCCUCCGACUCGAAUGCUAAGCAGCCACGUCUCCAAGAACUUCCCGUGUCACAGGCGAGGCACCCGCACAUACCAUAGCAUGUGAGAAUAAGCAGAGCCGUGCAGAAUCAUCAAAAAGGCCAGGCAGGAGGCCCUUGAAAAGGUUGCUCAGAGACCUGCCUCCUCCAGGGUCUGUCCCUGCAGAAGCCAAAGCCCCAGGAAGGCCUGGCCAUAGCUGCACAGGAAAGGGCUGUCUCCUUUGAGCUGGACCUGUCUGCACUUGCCCUUCAGGGGCGAUGGCGUCUGCCCAGAGCUGCCUUCCUCAGCAGAACCUCCAGCAGCAGCGGCCCACCCUGGGAGCUCCUCUUUUGCUUUUGCUUCUUGAGGCUGGUCUCCAAACCCAAACCGGUGGAAGCCCCUCCUGGUUCCCACCUGGUCCCCAGCAUUCAGUCCGGGACCCACUGCCGCACUAGCCCCUGCGUAGCCACAGCGUCCCAGAGAAAUCCUUGGUGAGAAAAGUGCCCUUGGGAACAGCCAGCAGCCACCGUGCGCGUCCAUCUGUGCACUGCUCCCGGCACAGGCCCAUUUUUUUAGUUGUUGUUUUAACUUGUUUAGUUUCCACCUCAUGUUUUUAGAAAGAACCACCUUGACUCCCCUGAGAGGGCCUCGGGGGGUGACCGUCGGUCCGCCGUGCAGGGGGACAAACUGGCUCAUUUGACAGUCGCAGAACUUGAAUAUGCUUUGGCUUCGGUACCUAAAGACUUGACAUGUAAUCAGAGGAGAUCUUAUUUUAGAAGUAAAAAAAAACAAAAAAAAAAAAAAAAAAACCAAAAACCACCACACGAUGAUGUUGUUUCUGCUCCAUGGUCGUGGUCAUCCAUCACGUCCACCUCUGGGACUCUCCGUGGUUCUUUAGCUGUCACUUGUUUAGCAAUAACUACAUUAGUUCUAAUGAAUGCUCUUUUCCAUGUUGCUUUUUACGGUUGUAGUCUUACCCUGAAGUGCUGAUUAUUCUCUUGCCAAAGCCACGCUGUGGCGUGCAAGGCUGGGUUGGCCCAUGGGCUAUGGAUAAGCCUCCGUGGGACUCGUCACUUGCAGACUGCCUGAGGCAGCUGCCAUUUAAGCAGGGGGGAGUCUGGGCCUGAGCACGUCCCCCACAGAGGGCCAACCCCAAGCGCAUCACAGCCAGGGCCAAGCUGAGCGGGCCAGCACUGCCACGGCCUUGGAGGCCCCCUCUUUGGGGCCCAGGAGCUUCCUCCUGCAAGAGCCCUUUUUUCUUCUGGGUCGGGAGGCCAGGGUGCAGCACCCUUCUGCAGCCCUAGAAGUGGAUUCUGAGCCUGGCCCCACCCUGCCUGUGGAGCCGUUGUGGAAGGGAGAAUUCAAAGGAGACAGAAACAAAUAGGACAGGUCCUGAAACUCAGUCACCUGAAGCCCGUCGCCCGGAUGUCAGCAAGGCCCGGGCAGCCCCGUCUCCCAGAGGGUCGGGGUGUGAGGAGACAGGCGCUGCCAGCUUGGUAGAAACCCCUCUCUCAUCUUCGGUUCUGCCCGCAUCCCAGAGAAGGCCCCGCGCUCUGUGCCGCCAGGCGGGUCUCCCGUCGAGGAGGGAAGUCCCGGAGAAGAGCCGCGCUUGGGAGGAGAGGAGAGGUGUGCGCCGCGGCCGCAGGCUCGAGCUGGGCUGCCGGCAGGUACAUGCGCGGAGCUGGGGCUCUGGCGGCUCCCCCUCGCCUCUCAUACCUCAGACGGACAGCAGAGCAGGGACCCAGGGGCAGGACAGGGGUCACACCCCUCGUGGCAGCGGCCACCAGCGUUGCUCCCCAUUCUUCCACCAGAGGAUAAACUACGUAACCGCGGGAUUCCUCGUGGCUUCUGCCUGUACACCGCCCUUGCUCUUCUGGUCUCUCUGGAUUCAGUUUGCAUAGAACAAGCCUCGGUUUUCCCUUCGUGCACAACUGCUGCUCUCGCCCGGCAGGGCCCCACCCAGCCCGGCACCCCGGCACCCCUGCACCCUGCCUGCCUCUGCUUCCAGCCACUGGGUGGCGCUGCCGAACCAGGCCCCGCUCCCCUGGUCCUCAGCCGGGGGCCAGCAGCUUCUGCAAGUGAAUUCCGUCAAGACCAUCAUCCCUCUGAUCCUUCUCAGGAGGUGGGACUGCCUGGAAUGAGAUGAAACUGGCAGGAAUGAAGGUGUGGAAACAUGUGCCUAAUCUCUAAAGAAAUCUGUUCCAAACCAUGUAUAUUGUACAGACAGACGCUGUUCCUCAUGAGGAGUGACUUAUUUUCAUCAUCGUUUUUAAUUUGUUUUCUUACGGGUUUUCGAUUUUGAAUUUUUCUUAUUUGGUUGAAAGAAAGAAUUUUGAUUAUAUCAGCUGAGUGAGUUCAGCUUGUAAAAAGGAUGUUAAGCUGUGGGUAAAAUAUGCAGAUGAAGAGAAAUAUAUUGUACAAAUUCUAUAUAAAA